Molecule: messenger RNA, 2037 nt
Organism: Symbiodinium necroappetens
Lineage: Eukaryota; Dinophyceae; Suessiales; Symbiodiniaceae
Source: the annotation of a GenBank genome assembly
AUGGGCUGUGGCGAUGGCGGCAAAGGCAUGCGCCGUCUUGCUUUCAAGGUCCUCUGCCCAAACGAGCUCAUCGCACGUAUUAUGGGUAAGGGUGGGGCUCGCAAAGACCAACUCCAGAGCGAAGCAGGCUGCCGUAUCGUGGUCAGCGGCCGCGACGAGUUCUUUCCUGGCACUCGCUGGCGAGUCCUGUUGAUUUACAGUGACAGGUCAGAGGCAAUCCUUGCAGUGAUGCAGCAUGUGAUUCGCGAUGUCAUCGAAUGUGGUGCAAAAGAGUCACCAAAUCCAGAGGCGGACUUCCUGGGCCCAGACCGUGGAUCGUACAUUGUUCGAUGUGUGGUCACAAAGCAGAUGUCAUCUGCAAUCAUUGGCCCGAAGGGCAACAAUGCCCGGGCCAUUAGAGAGGAGUCUGGAUCCAAGGUCGUCAUCGACCCCAACAUAACUGCGGGGCAUCAAUUUGUGAAGCUCGUGGGUGAGCCGCAAGGCUUGCGAAUUGCUUUGGCUAGAGUCAAUCAGUAUGUUCAAGAGCAGUACGGAAGUCCCACGUACAUGGAGUGGGCAACCAUCAAAAGCUUCGAUGGCGCUGGGAACCCGAUCCAUUCAGGCCCUGCAGAGACGGGCUUUAGCUAUGGUAGUGUUCACGGCCAUAUGGGCAAGGGAGGGGCCGAAUGGCCAGACGAGCGUGAGCGAACUCCUAGACAAGGUGCAACUGCUACACCUGCACAAUGGAGCGGUUCCAAGGGUGUCGUUGUGCCACCGCAGCCGCCUGUGUCGGUGUCCGGAGAUGAUCCCGAGACCGAUCUCCUCUCCGCCCUGAGCUCCACUGCGGAAGGGUUUCCAGCAGGCACGUUGGACAUGGAGUACACCAUCACCUGCGAGCUGCCGAGUGAGAAGGUUGGCCUCCUCAUAGGCAAGCGCGGAGAGGAUGUACAGCGUAUCCGCAAGACGACCGGAACCUACAUCCACUUUGACCCGGCACAAGAUGGUAGCGAUGGUCAGACCCUCACCAUCAGGGGACCUUUGCUGAAAGUAUAUCGCGCCCAUGCGCUGCUUAUGAGAAGAUACCACGAGACACAGGCCGAAGAAGCUCCACACAACGGUACGAGCACGAAUGGUGACAGCGAUCAAAAAGUGCAGGCGCUGGAGGAGCAGCUGCAAGCCAUGCAGCGGCAGCUGGCAGAAGUCAAGCAGCUGCAGCAAAGCAACACGAGUCUCGGCCAAGCUGCAUACGGGGACAUCUUGACAUCGAUGAGGGCCGAAUGCCGCUCCUGUAACUGUGAAAGGCCGCGGAAGCGGCAAAGGUUCAAAGAAAGGCCGAUGAAGGACGAGGACGCCCACAUGCGUCUCCAGAAGGGCUCUGAAGCUCGACGUCGGAACCUCUUAAGCGGUAACAGGCCAGGCCAGGAGUGGUCUCCCCCGCUUCAAUCCCUGACGGCUCCUGCGCUGGCAGAUGCAGGAGCACAGGUCCCUCCCCGCGUGUUCACCCAAACAGAGGUUCAGGAUAUGAGCAUUGCAUCGCUGUUUGCCAGUGUGGCGAAGAGCCAUGGGCUUUAUGGCUACACCGCUACACCUUCUGUCAGAGACGCGCCAGCCAUGGAAUUCUCUGAAAGGCACCCUGUGAGCCUGGUCAAUCCCUGCCUCGGCAGUGCGACUUGCAACGUAAAAGGUGCGCCCGUGCACCGGCUGAUGUCACUCGCAGGGCAGUCGGGAGUCAAAUUCUUUACCACACCAGGAAUCGGAGCCUGCUGUUGUGGGGAGCCAACUGGAAAAAAGACGCAGGUGAAGCAGCGGUGGUCCGAGGCCAUCGCCACGAAAGUGGCGACCGUCGUGAAUCGUGAAAAAGCGGCCGGACGGCUCGGUCAAGGCGCGGUUCUUGAAAGAGAUGCAGGUCCAGCGGCCGUGGAGGGUGUCCUCGCCCUUCUCCAGCUUCUGUCGGUGGACACCGGAACCUGCGGGUCAGAGAUGAAGAGGGGGCCACUACGCGUCCCCGUUGGCUUCACCGCCGCCCCUCUUGCAGAAGGGUGGCUGCUAGCACAGUAA